AUGGAGAAUUCUGGAAAUCACCAGGAUGUGAUAGUUCCUCCAGUAGAAGGUGUUGCUGGAGGCGGGACAGCAUAUGGAUGGAGUGAAAGUGUGGCACGUGAUCCUACUUUACUGAAAGGGUCGAUUGAUCCUACGAAAGUUCAUUCUUCAGAAUUAGUACACGUGUGGUGCAUGCCGAGCACGGCUAAUGUUGGACCACAAGAUAUGCCACGAGCAUUGGAGCCAAUAUCUCUCUUGGCAGCUAGAAAUGAGAGGGAAAGUGUCCAAAUAGCUAUACGUCCAAAAGUUUCUUGGGCUGGAUCGGGUAUUGCUGGGACUGUACAGGUCCAAUGUACUGAUCUGUGCUCCAUUUCUGGGGAUAGAUUGGUGGUUGGUGAGUCAUUGCGAAUGAGGCGAGUAGUGCCUGUUUUAGGUGUUCCUGACGCUCUUGUGCCCCUAGCAAUGCCACUCACUCAACUAAACCUUUUUCCCGGAGAAACAACUGCAAUUUGGGUUUCAAUUGAUGUUCCAAAUUCACAGCCCCCAGGUCAAUACGAAGGAGAACUCAUAAUCACUGCUACCAGAGAUGUCGCAGAAUCUACAACACAGUUCCUCAGUAAAUCUGAGAGGCAUCAACUGUACAGAGAAUUAAAGAAUUGUCUUGAUGUUGUCGAGCCCAUUGAUGGAAAAUCCCCGGAUGAAUUGGUAGAAAAAGUGAAAUCUGCAACCUCAUCUUUGAGAAGAGUUCUUCUAUCUCCACCAUUUUCUGAUUUGUUUUCAGAUAAUGGGCUGGUGGAUAUGAUGGAUGAGGAUGCUAUUACAAAUUAUUCAAUACGACUGAAGCUAACUUUGACAGUCUGGGAUUUUGUUCUUCCGGCGACACCUUCCCUUCCAGCUGUUAUUGGUAUAUCUGAUACGGUUAUUGAAGACCGUUUUGGUGUUAAACAUGGAAGCAGUGAGUGGUAUGAGGCACUGGAUCAGCAUUUCAAGUGGCUGCUUCAAUAUAAAAUCAGCCCGUACUUCUGCAGGUGGGGUGAGAAUAUGCGUGUUCUGACUUACACUUGUCCAUGGCCAGCUGAUCAUCCAAAGUCAGAUGAGUAUUUUUCUGAUCCUCGGCUUGCAGCAUAUGCUGUACCAUAUAGUCCAGUAGUCUCCUGCGGUGAUACGGCAAAGGACUAUCUGCAACGAGAGGUUGAGAUAUUAAGAACAAAAAAUCACUGGAGAAAAGCCUACUUCUAUUUGUGGGAUGAGCCACUAAAUGUUGAACAUUAUCAUCGUAUUCGAGACAUGGCGAGUGACAUUCACGCUUAUGCACCUGAUGCUCGUAUCAUGACUACUUACUAUUGUGGACCAAAUGAUUCUCCCCUGGCUCCCAAUAAUUUUGAGGCUUUUCUUAAAGUUCCAGAGUUUCUUCGUCCCCAUACUCAAAUAUAUUGCACAAGUGAAUGGGUGAUUGGUAACCGUGAAGAUCUGGCGAAGGAUAUCAUUGCAGAAAUACAACCUGAAAAUGGUGAGGAGUGGUGGACAUAUGUGUGCAUGGGACCAUCUGAUCCACAUCCUAACUGGCACCUAGGGAUGCGAGGCACACAACACCGUGCAGUAAUGUGGCGUGUAUGGAAAGAAGGUGGAACCGGCUUUCUGUAUUGGGGUGCCAAUUGCUAUGAGAAAGCUAUGGCUCCUAGUGCUGAGAUUAAGUUCAGGCGUGGCCUCCCUCCGGGUGACGGGGUCUUGUAUUACCCUGGCCAGGUGUUCUCUUCUUCUCAGGAACCUGUUGCUUCUUUACGACUAGAACGUCUUUUAAGUGGCUUGCAGGACAUCGAGUAUUUCAAGCUGUAUGCUUCAAGAUUUGGCAGGGGCGAAUCACUUCAUCUUUUGGAAAAGACGGGCAUGUAUCAUGGUCCUGAGCAGUACACCCACGAACACAUGCCAAUAGAUGUUAUGCGAGGUGAAGUUUUCAGGACAUGCCGUUCGGAGAAUAACAUUUGA
Molecule: messenger RNA, 1965 nt
Organism: Fraxinus pennsylvanica
Lineage: Eukaryota; Viridiplantae; Streptophyta; Magnoliopsida; Lamiales; Oleaceae
Source: the annotation of a GenBank genome assembly